AUGUCAUCCUCAGAGCAUGGUCUCUCCAAGGUCGAAGCGGCACCCAAAGCUGCCUCUCCGAUACCACCUGAAACUGUUGUUCCUACCGACAAUGGGAUCAACAAGUCGGACGAAGUGGACGAUAAAGAGCCUGUCGGUGCUCUGCAGCAAAUCCUCAGCCAGCGACAACUGAUCAUCAUGUUCACUCUGAUCUGGAUCUUCCAGUUCGCAAUGGCCUUCUCCUCCGGCAUCUUCGGCGUCUUAACCCCCUACGUCACAUCCUCCUUCCAAAAGCACGCCCUCACAGCCACGACCUCCGUCGUCGCCUCCAUCGCCUCCGGCAUCGUCAAGCUCCCAUACGCCCGCCUCCUCGACCUAUGGGGCCGCCCGCACUGCAUGAGCGCCAUGGUCGCCCUCGCCACCGCCGGCGCGGUCAUGAUGGCCGCGUGCCGGAACGUCGAGACGUACUGCGCCGCGCAGGUGCUGUACAACGUGGGGUACUACGGGGUUUAG
Messenger RNA from Colletotrichum karsti, 492 nucleotides. RefSeq lists its product as uncharacterized. Gene Ontology annotation, molecular function: transmembrane transporter activity. The record is from RefSeq and is a predicted model, not a curated record. Bases 1 to 492 code for a protein of 163 amino acids. Lineage: Eukaryota; Fungi; Ascomycota; Sordariomycetes; Glomerellales; Glomerellaceae. The transcript is spliced from 2 exons. Gene Ontology annotation, biological process: transmembrane transport.